CUGAGUUUCUCUGUACACACUGAGGUUUCGGUCAAAUUAGCCAGCUCCAUUUCUCUGGGCACACAGAGGAACGAAAGCAACAGAUACAACCGGUGCUUUUCCAACAAGUCACAGCUAGUUCAGAGCUAGCUGGCUUUGACGCAGCAUGCGGACCCCAACGGCCAUGAUCGUGGGCAUCGUGCUGGGACCCUGCGGCCUUGUCCUGAACCUGACCAGCACCCUGGCUCCCAACUGGAGGGAUGUGAAACAGAUCCCUCGCAGGCCUUCGGACCUGGUCCAGCACCAGGGCAUCUGGGACAUCUGUGAGGAAACGGAAAGCACUCGCCAGACCCAGUGCAACAUCGGAGACAGCCUCGAAUACUUCUCCCAGCUCCCCGUGCAAGUGGCCAAGGGGCUCAUGCCCGCCUCUCUGGCCACGCUCAUCCUGGGGCUGGUCGUGGCUUCCCUGGGCGUGCGCUGCUGGACAGACACACCCCAUUCCCUGCUGGCUGGGCUUGGCGGCCUCUUGCUUUUUGCCUCUGGGCUGCUGAGCCUGAUUGCCGUUUCCUGGUACAAUCAUGAACUCUAUAAUCUACCUGCCAUUACUGACAGCACUCUGCAGGUAGGCUACUGUCUGGUCCUAGGUUACCUAGGUAGCUGCCUGGAAAUUAUUGGGGGCAUCUCCCUUACCGCUAGCUUUCAUCGGUGCUGCAAGGAACGCAAGCUAAAGAAAGCCGCUACGAGUUACAGUUAUCCACCUGCCAACAAGCAGGUUCCAGCCAUCACCAUGGCCACAGCUUCCUCUGUUGACAGCAAAGAUUUAGAAAUGCAUUACAGGACUCCGACGCCCAGGUCCUACACCAACUCUCUGGAUGUACUGGAGGAUGAACGGGCUAGUACGCACAGCUACAGGAGCAGGCUCCCCUGUGACUCCGAUUUAUAGCCCUGUUCAGGGAAACCUUUGCAGCAGAGGACAAAGUUCAAGUGGGGCUGAGGAGGAAAGCUUAUUACAAAACUAAGUUAGGAGGACAACAAGGUGCCUGGCCAGGGCAUAUCCAUCAGUACAUUUCAUCUUAGCCUACCUCUCUACAACAGGGUGCAGCCGCUGUUUCUUGAUUCACUGAAGUGUAUCGAUAAAGAGUACAAUUUCUUUAGUCAGCAAAUAUUAUUUGGAUGUUAAAUUGCAAUUGCAGAAAUAAUGGCUGUAGGGCCAUAGACCAUUCCUGCUAAUGGGAAGGUUGGUGUGAUUUUCACUGACAACUCCUCAUGCUAUUUCUUCAGGGGCUGUCCCAGUUCAAGGAACCUUUUGUAUUGUGGUGAGAGGGGGAAGGCAAAGAGGUCCCAUUCUACCGAUGGAACUCUCCCAGGACCCAAGCCCACCUCUCUCUUCAUCCAUCGAUCAAGGAGGAGCAAUCGUCUUGGUUAGCAAGUUUUGGAAGGAUGAGGGGAGGCUCAGGGUGGACAGUCAGCAUGGAACAGUGGGAACUAAAGCACAAGAACUCCACGUGAAAAUAUGAAAUAAUGGGAAUAAAAUAGGAAGUGCCAAAGUCCUUGUCAACCA
Molecule: messenger RNA, 1540 nt
Organism: Eublepharis macularius
Lineage: Eukaryota; Metazoa; Chordata; Lepidosauria; Squamata; Eublepharidae
Gene: CLDN23
Product: claudin 23
Exons: 2
Coding region: 146-922 (258 amino acids)
Biological process (GO): cell adhesion; bicellular tight junction assembly
Cellular component (GO): plasma membrane; bicellular tight junction
Molecular function (GO): structural molecule activity
Source: RefSeq, a predicted model, not a curated record